This is a messenger RNA of Lactuca virosa, 1578 nucleotides long. NCBI's taxonomy places the organism in Eukaryota, Viridiplantae, Streptophyta, Magnoliopsida, Asterales, Asteraceae. The record is from the annotation of a GenBank genome assembly.
CCCUAGUAGCUAGGGCUUUUUGUCAAGAACUUGCCCCGACCGUCCUCCUCUACUGCUCGUUGUCUCUUCAACUUCCCUUUCUCUCCUUCUCACUUCGACAAACCCUUUCUCUUCUUCUCAGUUCUCGACGUCGACAGCUUCUCCCACCUCCGACGUUUCUCUUGGUGCUGGCGCCUCCCACCUCUGACCUCCGUCCAGCCCCGCCCCACCGUCCAACGCUUUCCAGCGACAUCCAGCCGGUGGAGCCCCUCCUCUCCGGCAAUCUCACAUCGCCUGCCCUUGCCAGCAACAUUAGGUCUGGUGACCUUAGGCUCACUGCUUCUAUUGCUCAAAUUUACAAUCCCUAUGUCUUAUUAAGGUGAAAUAAUCGACUAGGGUUAAUUAGGAACAAAGACACAUGGAAACGGGAAAGGGGAUGAACAAGAAACACACAAUAUGUUUGAUUAGGUGAAAUCAUCGGUUUUGUCAAUUUUCUUGCCAUCAUUGGUACUACCGGAAAGCUUAGUUGGCAGGAGGAGCCGCUUCACUUUGGCGGUCAAGAAUAAAGAUCAUAACCUGUUAUUUGUUUGUAACAGCGUGUUCCCUUAUAUGAUGCAAGUGCCAAUGUGUUAAGAGGAGAGUUCCUUCAUGGAGGUGCAGUUCUUGAUGCUGCUUUUCAUGAUGAUACUCUGGUUUAGUGCUAGUGCAGAUAACACUGUCACAAGGCUUGUUUUUGACCACGAAAGGGAGGAUCUUUUGGGACGCCAUGAUGCCCAUGUUCGCUGUAUCGAGUACUCUUAUGCAACAGGGCAAGUGAUUACAGGGAGUUGGGACAAAACUUUGAAGUGUUGGGACCCACGUGGUGGAGAGGUGAAGGGAAGUCAAAUCAUCUUUUAUGCGGAAAAUUUUCCAUCUGGUGAUAUAGUUGCUCUUGUUUACUUAUGGAAUCCUUUGACCAUAAUCACUUGUUUGGGAUAUUCAACAUCACCAAUCGAAAAUCUAGUGACUGUAUUAUCAAUAUAUGGGGCUUGCAUGAGUUAUGCACUUAGCUCUGUAGAAGGUCGUGUUGCAAUGGAGUUUUUUGAUGCCAUUAACAGAACUUUGCAAUUCAAGGUAACUUCACCAGAGGCAGCUCUGGUUUUUCUUCAAGCAUGGAAUCGAUUGACCAGUUACUCUCAUGUCAUCUACAAUCAUAGAGCUGCUGGGACCCCAAAUGUGAAGGUAGCUGCAGUUGGAACUGGUACAGCAACCAUAUUUCAUGAAGCUACACCUUCAUCUGAGCAGUUUAUUGAAGUUGCCUUUACUCCAUCAAAAGCAACUGGCAAGGUUCUUGCUUCAGAGCCUCCAAAGCAAGGGAAUGAAAGAUGCACUGUGUUGUAUCCUGCCUCUGCAAAAGUUGGUCAUGAUAUAGGAACCUGUACAACAUGUGGAUCAAACCAUUCUACAACAAGCACUCUCUGCUUCUGUAGUUGCAGUUGCAUCACCUUCUACAGUUGGGUAAUUAAUAUUCUGAUGCUAAAUUCUCUUACUAUUUUCUUUGUAUUUCAGCUUAUAUUUUCUCUUAUUCUACAACACUGCUUUGGUGGAUCUUCUACCUGA